AUGUUCCCUCUGCCUGGUGCACCCCGACAGCAGCCCAUGGAUCCCAGCCGUCUACAGGCGUUUAUGAACCAGCCGGGUGGCUCGGCGGACAACGCGGCUCUCCGGCCUUCCAACUCGCGCCAAUCCAAGCGUCUCUUUGUGUACAACAUCCCUUCCAGCGUGACAGGGGACAGUUUGGCAUCUUUCUUCAAUCUCCAACUGAACGGCCUCAAUGUUAUCGAAAGUGUCGACCCAUGCAUCUCGGCUCAGGUGUCCGAGGACCACUCCUUUGCGCUCCUAGAGUUCAAGUCGGCCAAUGACGCAACAGUCGCACUGGCCUUUGACGGCGUCACCAUGUCGGAGCAUGAAGGCGGCGAUGGCAAAGGAUUCGAAGUACGGCGACCAAAGGACUACAUCGUCCCCAAUGGAAGUGCCGACCAGGAAUACCAGGAGGGCACGCUGCUGACCGAGGUUCCGGACUCGCCGAACAAGAUCUGUGUCUCGAACAUUCCGGCAUAUAUUCCCGAGGAGCCCGUCACGAUGCUGCUCAAGUCCUUUGGCGAGCUAAAAUCUUUUGUCUUGGUGAAGGAUGCUUCUACGGAAGAGUCGAGAGGAAUUGCUUUUUGCGAGUAUGUUGAUCCGACUGCCACCUCUAUCGCCGUGGAGGGAUUGAAUGGCAUGGAAUUGGGUGACCGUCACCUCAAGGUCGUGCGCGCCAGUAUUGGAACUACCCAGGCCGCCGGGCUGGACAUGGGUGUCAAUGCCAUGUCCAUGUUUGCCAAGACCACAUCCCAGGACCUCGAGAGCAGCCGAGUGCUACAGCUUCUGAACAUGGUUACUGCUGAAGAAUUGAUGGAUCCCGAGGACUACGACGAAAUCUGUGACGAUGUCCGCGAGGAAUGCUCCAAGUAUGGCCGUAUCUUGAGCCUGAAGAUCCCCCGUCCGUCAGGCGGCAGCAAGCAGUCGGCCGGUGUGGGCAAGAUCUUCGUCAAAUUCGAAACCGUCGAGGGAGCUACCAAUGCUUUGAAGGCGCUGGCGGGACGGAAAUUCUCUGACCGCACGGUGGUGACCACCUACUAUGGGGAGGUAAGUCUUUUCUUUUCCCAUUUCUUGUCUUUGACAAAUACUGAUGUUAUCGCAGGAAAACUUUGA
Messenger RNA from Penicillium riverlandense, 1131 nucleotides. Its product is annotated as splicing factor u2af large subunit. The transcript has a single exon. Gene Ontology annotation, molecular function: pre-mRNA 3'-splice site binding; poly-pyrimidine tract binding. The coding region runs from base 1 to 1131 and encodes 376 amino acids. The record is from RefSeq and is a predicted model, not a curated record. Gene Ontology annotation, cellular component: U2AF complex; nuclear speck; U2-type prespliceosome. NCBI's taxonomy places the organism in Eukaryota, Fungi, Ascomycota, Eurotiomycetes, Eurotiales, Aspergillaceae.